Molecule: messenger RNA, 1572 nt
Organism: Gastrolobium bilobum
Lineage: Eukaryota; Viridiplantae; Streptophyta; Magnoliopsida; Fabales; Fabaceae
Product: receptor-like protein EIX2
Exons: 3
Coding region: 1-1572 (523 amino acids)
Molecular function (GO): protein binding
Source: RefSeq, a predicted model, not a curated record
AUGAAUCCAGUUUGUUUGAAACUCAUUGAAGCCAUAUUUAUGGUGUGUUUGGUGUUGCAGGUGGAACUUGCUUGUGCAAAAGAGGUGGACAUUGUUUAUGGAAAAGAGGAUGAGCUUGUUUCAUCAAAAGUGGUUAGGUGCAUAGAAAGGGAGAGGAAAGCACUCCUCGACUUGAAGGGUGGCCUUGUGGAUGACUAUGGCAUGCUGUCAUCUUGGACAACUGCUGAUUGUUGCCAAUGGAAGGGAAUUCGUUGUAGCAACCUUACUGGCCAUGUCUUAAUGCUCGAUCUUCAUGGAGAGUCUCAUUAUAUCUUCAGUGGAGAUUCCUAUGUUUUAGACUCACAACUCUCUCUCAGCGGUAAGAUCCACAAGUCGUUGAUGGAGUUGCAGCAAUUAAAGUAUUUGAAUCUCAGUCGGAAUGAUUUUCCAGACUGCCAUAUCCCAGAUUUCUUUGGUUCUCUGACCAACUUGAGAUACCUUGAUUUGUCAUAUUCUAGUUUUGGCGGGAAAAUUCCAAGCCAAUUUGGAUCUCUUUCGCAAUUGAAACACUUAAAUCUUGGCGGGAAUUCAUUGGAGGGCUCAUCAAUCCCUUCUCAACUUGGAAAUCUCUCCAAGUUGCAGUAUCUUGAUCUCAGUGAAAAUUCCUUGGAAGGAAAUAUACCAUCUGAGAUUGGGAAACUUUCAAACUUGCAAACGCUUUAUCUUGGAGGAUAUGAUGGUGGUGCUCUUAAAAUUGACGAUGGGAAUCGUGCUGGAGGUCAGUGGCUAUCUAAUCUCUCUUCUUUGACCCAUCUUCACUUGGUUGGGAUAUCUAAUCUUAACCGUUCUAAAAGCUGGAUGCAAAUGAUUGUUAAGCUACCAAAACUAAGAGAACUAAGUUUAUCCGAUUGUAGCCUUUCCGAUCAUUUUAUCCUUUCAUUGAACGGUUCCAAAUUCAAUUCUUCUACUUCCCUUUCUGUCAUUGACCUCUCUAGGAACACCUUCACGUCAUCCAUGAUAUUCCAGUGGGUGUCAAAUAUCAGUUCCAACCUUGUUGAGCUUGACCUUACUGCUAACAAUCUCUUGGAGGCUCUCCCAUCAAGUCAUUUUGGCAUAGUGAUGAAUUCUCUUGAGCGGCUAUACCUCUCCUUUAAUAGACUCAAGGACAGUGUUAUUAAAUCCUUCAUGAAUAUAUGCACCUUACGUUCUUUAUACUUGUCUCAGAAUAAUUUGACUGAAGAACUUCCAUCAAUUCUUCUUAACAUGUCUCGUGGCUGUGUUAGAUACUCAUUACAAGAGUUGAAUCUGAGAGAGAAUCAAAUCACUGGUUCGUUACCUGACCUUUCGAUAUUCACAUCUUUGAAAACAUUGGAUCUUUCUAGUAAUAGAUUAAGUGGAAAGAUACCUGAAGGUAGCAGAUUGCCAUCAUUUGGGGACGCUUGUACUUUGCGCUCAUUGGACCUUUCCAAUAACAGUUUGAGCGUAGAGCUUGGAGUGAUAUUUAAUCAAUUGUCUGGGUGUGCUAGGUACUCGUUGCAAAAUUUGUAUUUGGAAGAAAAUAAAAUCAACGGCACACUAGCUAACCUUUGUUAA